CACUGCGUGGGUGGGAGUGGGUCAGCUGCAUUGCCUCCUCUUCCCCACUCGCUGCCGCACACAAGUCCCCCCGGCUCCCCCGGCAAUGAGGUCCCUCUCCGCCUUCCGCUUCUUUUCCGGUGCGAUCCGGAUCAUCUUCCUCCUGUGUUGCUGCGUUUCUCACGCUGGCUGCAAAGCUCCGUCGCCUUGCCCGAGCGGACAGUUUCUGCUGAAGAGCCAGUGCGUCCUCUGUCAUCCCACCUGCUCUGAGUGCCAGGGGCAUGAGCUCUUUGAAUGCACGACCUGUGGAGUGGAUGAAGAUGGACAGGAGCGUUUCCUCCACCAAGGUCGCUGUCGGACCCACUGCCCGCGGGGACUGUAUCCUGACAGGGGUCACUAUUCCUGCCUGCCCUGCAAGGCCGACUGUGAACUCUGCGCAGAUGGCAACAUAUGUGCCAAAUGUCGAGAACACUACAAACUCCACAAUGGGCUUUGCCAAGCAGCGCUCUGUGACAAAGGACAGGUUCAGGAUCCUGACACCGGCGAGUGCAUUGACUGUGAAAUAGGCUGUAAAACAUGUUCCACAGAAGAGCCAGAGAUGUGCAACAGCUGUGCCGAAGGUUAUUUUCUUUUCAGACAGCGGUGUCGCAAGCACUGUCCCCGCAGCACCUAUGAGGACUGGAGCAGGGGGCUGUGCUUGUCCUGUCCCACAUCCUGCACGGACUGCAGGAGUGACGCUCGCUGCCUCGCCUGCCAGCCUGCUCACUUCUUACAUGGAGACAACUGUGUUCAGCAGUGCCCGAUGCAGACCUUCCCUGACACCACCGGGUGGCGCUGUGAGUCUUGCCACAGCUCCUGCCAGACUUGUCACGGGCCUCGGUCCACAGACUGUGACCUUUGUCUCACGGGGAACCCUCCUCUCCAUGACCACUGCCCUAUGGCUAACUGCCCCUUGGGCCAGUACUUUGACGCUGAAUAUGCUAAAUGUCACACCUGUGACAUGUCCUGCAAGACCUGCUUCGGCCCACAACCACUGGAUUGUUCCUCUUGUUUUGAAGGCUAUUUUCUGGACAAGGAAAGUUCCUGCGUGCCGCAGUGUCCCGCCGGCUCCUACGCCAACUCCGCCACUCAGCUGUGCGAGAGCUGCUCGCCCAACUGCCAAACCUGCGUGGGCGCCAGCGAGAACUGCAUCAGCUGCUCCAAGCAGGGCGGCUUCCAGCUCUUCCUCCACCGAGGGAUGUGCUGGUCAAAUUGCCCCGAGGGUUACUUUGAGACAGCAGAGGGGUCAUGUGACGCCUGCGACACUUCCUGCCUGGCGUGCGACGCCGUCGCCACAAAGUGUCUGUCUUGCGCCGACGGCCACUACUUGGAGGGCGGCGUGUGCACGCUCAACUGCUCACUGGGCACGUACCCCGCAGACGACGCCACCUGCAGGCGCUGCCCCCCACAUUGCGACGUCUGCUCCGACGACAGGACCUGCUACAAAUGUGGUUUCUUAUACCUGAUGCUUGAUGGCGCAUGUAAGGCUGAUUGUCCAACGGGGUACUACGAGGACCUGGAGGUGGGACGCUGCGGACUGUGCCACCCCACCUGUGGCAGCUGUUCUGGACCUUUGGCAGACGACUGCGACAGCUGCUCCGCAUUCAGUCCCAAACUCUAUAAGGGCACCUGUUCAAAGGUGUGCCAGACCGGCACCUACUACCAGGAUGCAGCCGCAGAGUGUCAAGAGUGCCAUCAGACUUGUACGAGCUGCUCCGGACCAGACCCGAACCAGUGCACCCAGUGUGAACGGGGCCUGGUGCUGGACCCGAACACACUCCUAUGUGGGGUGACGGGUGAUAGCGACUGCCCACCGAAGACCUUCCUGCACGACGACCAGUUCACAUGCGUAGGCUGCCAUCGCCACUGCUACUCCUGCGAUGGGCCUGGCAGCCGUGAGUGUCUCACCUGUGCUGUCCCAACAUACCUUCACAACAGGACCUGCGUGAAGGAGUGUCCGGCUGCCACGUACACGACCAGGCAGGAUGCAGACGGGACCCAACUGGGCUUCUGUUUACCGUGUGACCGCGUGUGCGCCACCUGUACAGGUGUGUCGCCCAAAGACUGCCUGGCCUGUGCACCCGGAUAUUUGCACCUCCUUCAUCUGUGUGUCAGCCACUGUCCAACUGGCUACUACCAAGCCGGCACCCACUGUAAGAAAUGCGACCACUCCUGUGAGAUGUGCACUGGUCCGGGGCCAGAGUCCUGUCGGGCGUGUCUCCCUCCUCUUCUGGAGCUGCAAGGGACCAAGAUGUGUGUUGAACGUUGCCCACUGCGCUUCUACCAGCUGGACCAGGUGUGCAAGCAGUGCCACGUCAGUUGUCGCACCUGCACAGACUCCUCACCUCGGAGCUGUGUGACGUGCGACAAUGGCAGCACGCUGAAGGAAAAAGUCUGUUAUCCACGCUGUGAGGAGGGGAAGUAUUUCACUCAAGAGGCAACCUGUUCGCCUUGUGACAGCUCCUGCAAACACUGCAGUGGUCCCAGACCUGACCAGUGUCUGAUUUGUCACCAAGACUUUGGUCUCCACGCCGUGGAGAGUCGCUGCGCCCGCUGCUGUCGGGCGGGCGGCAACCAUUCAGACUGUUGCGUUUGUGACAGUGGCUCAGAUAUGUGUGUGGAGCUCACCGGACCCAGGUCAGGCGAGGAGUUGGUGACCGACAUGAACAUGUCAUCAAGAGUGCUCAAACACACCUCGGUGGCCGCGCCCGUCGCCCUGCUGGCGGGGCUGCUUUUGGCCCUGCUGGCCUUGGCUUUAGUGAAGGCCCGAGCCAGGAAGAGACUCUGCUGGAAGCAGAGUUACGAGAGACUGAGUGGCAAUGCCAACAUGCCUCACGGCGUGCCCGAACCCGAUAGCGGGGACGAGGUGGACGUGGUGUACACCAGCAGAGGAGGCUCGGUGUAUCGCCGCUACAGUUUCAUCCAUGAGCGGGACGCCCAUGUUGUUCCUGUGGACGAAAGCACUUGUCUCAACCAGUCCUAGACCGGACCCCCCUUGAAGGGUACCCACUGAGAACAGUGUGAUGUGUACGCCAGCUCACUCGACGGCACCCUUUGUGGCGCAAGUAUCAGUAGGAGGAGUUUUAGUUGUUCUAAAGCAGGGGUCACCAAGCUUUUUGAAACCAAGAGCUACUUCUUGGGUACUGAUUAAUGCGAAGGGCUACCAGUUUGAUACACACAUAAAUGAAUUGCCAGAAAUAGCCAAUUUGCUCAAUUUCCCGUUAAUAAAUAAAUCUAUAUAUAUAAAAAAAUGGGUAUUUUUUGUCGGUCAUUCCGUCGUACAUUUUUUUUCCUUUUACGGAAGGUUUUUUGUAGAGAAUAAAUGAUGAAAACAACUCUUAAUUUAACGGUUUAAAAGAGGAGAAAACAGGAAAAAAAUGAAAAUUUAAUUUUGAAACAUAGUUUUUCAAUUUCGACUCUUUAGAAUUCAAAAUUCAACCGAAAAAAAGAAGCGAAAAACUAGCUCAUUCGAAUCUUUUUGAAAAAAUUAAAAAAAGAAUUUAUAGAACAUCAUUAGUAAUUUUUCCUGAUUAAGAUUAAUUUUAGAAUUUUGAUGACAUGUUUUAAAUAGGUUAAAAUCCAAUCUGCACUUUGUUAGAAUAUAUAACAAAUUGGACCAAGCUAGAUUUCUAACAAAGACAAAUCAUUAUUUCUUCUAGAUUUUCCGGAACAAAAAUGUUUAAAUAAAUUCAAAAGACUUUGAAAUAAGAUUUAAAUUUGAUUCUACAGAUUUUCUAGAUAUUUCAGAACAAUUUUUGGGAAUUUUAAUCAUAAUAAGUUUGAAGAAAUAUUUCGCAAAUAUUCUUCGUUGAAAAAACAGAAGCUAAAAUGAAGAAUAAAAUUAAAAUGUAUUUAUUAUUCUUUACAAUAAAAAAUAAAUACAUUUACUUGAACAUUGAUUUAAAUUGUCAGGAAAGAAGAGGAAGGAAUUUAAAAGGUAAAAAGGUAUAUGUGUUUAAAAAUCCUAAAAUAAUUUUUAAGGUUGUAUUUUUUCCUCUAAAAUUGUCUUUCUGAAAGUUAUAAGAAGGAAAGUAAAAAAAUAAAUGAAUUUAUUUAAACAAGUGAAGACCAAGUCUUUAAAAUAUGUUUUUGGAUUUUCAAAUUCUAUUUGAGUUUUGUCUCUAGAUUUAAAAAUGUCGAGCAAAGCGAGACCAGCUCGCUAGUAAAUAUAUACAAUUUAAAAAAAAUAGAUGCAGCUCACUGGUAAGUGCUGCUAUUUGAGCUAUUUUUAGAACAGGCCAGCGGGCGACUCAUCUGGUCCUUAUGGGCGACCUGGUGCCCGCGGGCACCGCGUUGGUGACCCCUGCUCUAAAGUAAAAUGAUGAGUGUUUGUCGCUAUUUGACUUGAGAAUUAAUUUAUCUUGACAAUAUCUACAAAAAUUUUAUUUAUUUAGAAUUGUGAAUAUCUCACAAAAGCCUUUUAUAACACCGUACAUUCUCAAAGAAUGAAUGGCCAAAUAGGGGCAAAAUUCAAUAAAUAAAUACAUUUUUAUAUAAGUACUUUAAUAAUGGAAUGUGUCAUUGAUUAAUUAAAAAUGGCAUUAAAAACAUAAAUGUGUAAUAAAAUGGUCAUGAAUUUUAAAUGAAAUGUGAUUUA
Nerophis ophidion (straightnose pipefish) is the source of this 4615-nucleotide messenger RNA. Its product is annotated as proprotein convertase subtilisin/kexin type 5. The record is from RefSeq and is a predicted model, not a curated record. The transcript has 16 exons. Lineage: Eukaryota; Metazoa; Chordata; Actinopteri; Syngnathiformes; Syngnathidae. The coding region runs from base 86 to 3001 and encodes 971 amino acids.